CCAUUUGUUUACUUCGUUGUUACACCAUUUCUCCCAUAAAGUUGAGGUCGGCUCUCUAUGUUUAUGCAUAUUUCUUCUAGAAUGUUUAUGCCGAUUCCCUCUCUGUUACAGUUGUAGUUAAUACGGACAUAUUUUGAAACGAAUUGCUGAUUACGAGGUAAUUCAUUCUGAAGAAUUUGUGCAGUUACUUUGGAUUUCUAAAAGUAAUUGCACUAAUCGGGUGUGAAGAUAAUGGAAGAUGUUGGGACUGAUACUGCUGCUCCAGAGUCACCAUUAGCAAAGUGGAGAAAUGAAUUUUCGAGGAAGUUUCAGUUUUAUUUGGAUAGGUCCGGUCCCCAUAUGGCUCGUAGGUGGCUUGUUACACUUGCUGCAGCAGCAAUAUACAUCUUGCGUGUUUAUUAUGCUCAGGGGUUUUAUGUCAUCUCAUAUGGCCUGUCAAUCUACAUCUUGAAUUUGUUGAUCGGGUUUAUGUCACCCAAGGUUGAUCCUGAGCUAGAAAUGCUGGAUGGGCCUUCUUCGCCUACUAGAGACUCUGAGGAGUUCAGGCCCUUUGUCCGUCGCCUUCCUGAGUUUUUGUUCUGGUAUGCAAUCACAAAAGCUUGUUGUGUUGCCUUCCUCUUAACCUUCUUCUCCAUGUUCGACGUCCCAGUGUUCUGGCCCAUUUUGUUCUUUUACUGGUUUUUCCUUUUCUUCCUCACAAUGAAGAGGCUAAUCACUCAUAUGAUCAAGUACAGAUAUCUCCCAUUCAGCUGGGGAAAGCAGAGGUACACUGGGAAAAGGCCUGCUCAAACUCAAAGCACCCGUGGUCUGUCAAAGGACUGAGUUCAUGUGCAGAAUCUGUACCAAUGGAAUUAUAGGUGAUAACAUUUUACUUGAAACAUGUACUUCUUAUAAAGUUAACUUGAUAGACAGUAACGAAUAAAUUAAGAUCGCUUGUAAUUAUCGUAAUUAAUCUCUUUUUUUUUUCGUUGUAAGAUGUAAGAUGUAAGAUGAGUAUAUUGUUAAUGUCGAGAUAGUCAGUUUUACCAUAAGCAACACGAAAUUCCAGAAAUUCGUGUUUGGUCUGCUGAUAA
Salvia miltiorrhiza (redroot sage) is the source of this 1073-nucleotide messenger RNA. Its product is annotated as protein RER1A-like. NCBI's taxonomy places the organism in Eukaryota, Viridiplantae, Streptophyta, Magnoliopsida, Lamiales, Lamiaceae. Gene Ontology annotation, biological process: retrograde vesicle-mediated transport, Golgi to endoplasmic reticulum; protein retention in ER lumen. The record is from RefSeq and is a predicted model, not a curated record. The transcript is spliced from 4 exons. The coding region runs from base 232 to 822 and encodes 196 amino acids. Gene Ontology annotation, cellular component: Golgi membrane.